Messenger RNA from Prorocentrum cordatum, 420 nucleotides. Lineage: Eukaryota; Dinophyceae; Prorocentrales; Prorocentraceae. The record is from the annotation of a GenBank genome assembly.
AUGCGCAAGGCCUGCGAGCCCUUAGACAACUUGAGCGGUGGCCAAGCUUUUGCCGAGCCUUCACAAGUGCUCGAGCUGGUCGACACCUGCCCUGAACAACUUGUCGAAACGCCAUCAUCGAGUUCGUCCUGGAUCGUGCAUGCGGGACUGACGGAGGAUGAUUUGCUGGCGGUGCAACUGGCAUCUCCAGCGCAGCUGAAGCAUAUCCUGCUGCUGGCGCUGCCAGCGUCGCUGCCGGUGAAGCGUCUGCUGGCCGCAGAUUGCCUCAGCCGUGCGGUGCCAUCUUUCGACACCCCCCAUCGGGUGUCCACAGAGAUCACCAAGCCUCGGCGAUUCGCGAGGCUGGGAUUCGCACCGCACCCGCACAACUCACAGGACAGGCUGCGCGGCAUCCUGCGGUUCGAUCCGCCUGGUUCCUGA